AUGGCUAAAGAUCAAUUGCAAGUACUAAAUGCACUAGAUGUAGCCAAAACACAAUUAUACCAUUUCACUGCAAUAGUAAUUGCUGGAAUGGGAUUUUUUACUGAUGCCUAUGACCUAUUUUGCAUUUCACUAGUCACAAAAUUACUUGGCCGAAUUUACUAUCAUCACGAAAAUGCACCAAAACCAGGUAUUCUUCCUCCUCCUAUCGCCGCUGCAGUUAACGGUGUCGCGUUUGUUGGUACUCUUUCGGGGCAACUGUUUUUCGGCUGGCUAGGUGAUAAAUUAGGAAGAAAAAAAGUUUAUGGAAUGACACUUAUGCUUAUGGUUAUUUGUUCAAUAGCUUCUGGACUUUCAUUUGGUAAAACACCUAAUGGUGUUAUAGCCACUUUAUGUUUUUUUCGAUUUUGGCUUGGUUUUGGUAUUGGUGGCGAUUACCCUUUAUCCGCGACGAUUAUGUCUGAAUAUGCAAAUAAAAAAACUCGUGGGGCUUUUAUUGCUGCUGUUUUUGCAAUGCAAGGUUUUGGUAUUUUAACAGGCGGAAUAGUUGCUCUUAUUAUUGCUGGUGCAUUUAAAAAUGCUUACCCUUCACCGAUUUAUUCAGUAAACCCUAAAGAUUCAACACCACCUGAAGCUGAUUAUGUUUGGAGAAUUAUUGUUAUGUUUGGUGCAAUUCCAGCUUUACUUACUUAUUAUUGGCGAAUGAAGAUGCCUGAAACAGCACGUUACACGGCCUUAGUCGCGAAAAAUGCUGAAAAAGCUGCUGCUGAUAUGUCCAAAGUAUUGAACGUUGAAAUUGAAGUAGAGAACAAUAAAGUUGAAGAAAAAGGAAAUAAUUUUGGUUUGUUUACUAAGGAAUUUCUUCGUCGUCAUGGACUUCACUUGCUAGGAACAACAAGUACAUGGUUUUUAUUAGACAUUGCUUUUUACAGUCAGAAUCUUUUUCAGAAAGAUAUAUUUAGUAAAAUUGGAUGGAUUCCUCAUGCAGAAACGAUGAAUGCAUUAGAUGAAGUUUUCAAGAUUGCAAAGGCGCAGACUCUUAUUGCACUUUGUAGUACUGUUCCAGGUUACUGGUUUACAGUAGCAUUUAUCGAUAAAAUGGGUCGAUUUGCUAUACAAUUAAUGGGAUUCUUUUUCAUGACAGUGUUCAUGUUUGCUUUAGCCAUUCCAUAUAAUCACUGGACACAAAAAGAAAACAGAAUAGGGUUUGUUAUCAUGUAUUCACUUACCUUUUUCUUCGCGAAUUUUGGUCCAAAUGCAACAACAUUUGUUGUACCCGCGGAGAUUUUUCCAGCUAGGUUAAGAUCAACGUGCCACGGAAUAUCAGCAGCAGCUGGAAAAGCUGGAGCAAUUGUUGGGGCAUUUGGAUUUUUAUAUGCAGCUCAAUCUACUGAUCCAUUAAAGGUUGAUGCUGGUUAUCCAACUGGUAUAGGUGUGAAAAAUGCACAUAUUGUUCUUGGUUGUGUUAAUUUACUUGGAAUGUUAUUUACAUUCUUGGUGCCAGAAUCCAAAGGAAAAUCAUUGGAGGAAAUGUCUAAGGAAAAUGAAGGAGAAGAAGAAAAUUAUGAAAAAGAAACUAAGGCAGAGAAUGCACAAACAAUUCCAGUUUAA
Molecule: messenger RNA, 1608 nt
Organism: Nicotiana attenuata
Lineage: Eukaryota; Viridiplantae; Streptophyta; Magnoliopsida; Solanales; Solanaceae
Product: inorganic phosphate transporter 1-4-like
Exons: 1
Coding region: 1-1608 (535 amino acids)
Biological process (GO): transmembrane transport; phosphate ion transport
Cellular component (GO): membrane
Molecular function (GO): phosphate transmembrane transporter activity
Source: RefSeq, a predicted model, not a curated record